Diprion similis is the source of this 905-nucleotide messenger RNA. Its product is annotated as fibroblast growth factor 1-like. The record is from RefSeq and is a predicted model, not a curated record. Gene Ontology annotation, cellular component: cytoplasm. Gene Ontology annotation, molecular function: growth factor activity; fibroblast growth factor receptor binding. Gene Ontology annotation, biological process: positive regulation of cell population proliferation; cell differentiation; positive regulation of protein phosphorylation. The transcript has 4 exons. The coding region runs from base 161 to 826 and encodes 221 amino acids. NCBI's taxonomy places the organism in Eukaryota, Metazoa, Arthropoda, Insecta, Hymenoptera, Diprionidae.
UUUCUCCAAUAGUCUAUAAAUAGCUUCGGUGUGUUAGAUUCCUCGCUGACGUCAAGGCGUACAAUACUCGCCGAUUUCGGUAUCCUUUUGUUCAAGCAAUUACUUAUACUCGCUUGGCACCGAUUCUCACCGAUAACUGGUCGGUCACGUCGUCAUCAGGAUGAGCUUGCGAUGGAUACAGGAGAACCAGGAAGCUCCAAUCGUCGACGAGGAGUCGAGCGACAUCGAAGAUAGCAGCGGCGACAACACCGAUGACCAGCUUGACCACCUGAGCGUCGACGAGGACGACGUCGAAGCCGACGGCGAAGUAGCCGAGCAUCAACGGCAAAAACGGGAAACCUUUCGGCAUCCAACCACGACGGUUUCGCUGAGAGACAUCAGAAAAAAGGCCAUGGAGCAGGGCUACGAUCCGAACGUUCCCAUGGGAAACCCGACCUACGGACCCGUCAUGCAGCUGCAUUCUAUGACGGGAUUUCGUCUGGCGAUUCUACCCUGUGGCAAAGUUCGAGGACUCGAAUGCGAGUGUAGCCCUUACGCAAUACUCAAAGUGACCACAUUAUCCUUCGACAUUAUCGUGCAGAUCGAGGGAUUGGAAACCGGAUUGUUUUUGGCGAUGAAUGCCAGGGGUAGAUUGUACGGUGAGAGGAACAAAGAUAAGGACAACACUCAUUGGCAGCAUGUGACAGUCCGUUCCUACAAUUCGUAUCGUUCUGUAAAAUACGCAGACCGCGAAUGGUACGUCGGAAUAAAAUCUAACGGACGUCCAAAGAACGGGAGAAAGACAGCGAUUAAUCAAAAGGCAACCAAAUUUUUACCGAUCCGAUGAGGAUCAGAUCAGCCGUGGAAGAAAAAUUCGACUGCAUUACUAUUAUUAUUAACAUUAUUAUUAUUAUUACUACUAUCAU